Molecule: messenger RNA, 6003 nt
Organism: Microcebus murinus (gray mouse lemur)
Lineage: Eukaryota; Metazoa; Chordata; Mammalia; Primates; Cheirogaleidae
Source: RefSeq, a predicted model, not a curated record
GCAUCCUGGUUCCCUGGCGGCCUAGAUUGGAAUCGCAAGGUUUAGGGAAAUCAAGGGACAUGGGACUUAACGCCUCACCUCUUAAGCACCUAGACAAGUUUCUAGGUGCUUAAGGACCAGCCAGAUGAGGACUGCCGAGGUGAACUUCUACCUGGAAGCAGGGAGUGGACAGGAUGAUACGGUGCUGGGGUCGUUUGAGGCCUUCAUCCCUACCUCUUGGGCUCUCUGCUGGCAAGGGAGGUGCACAGCCUUGCUCUCUGGCAUCUGCUUUCAGCCCUUGAUCUUCUGGUAGUCGCUUUGCCAGCAAAGCAGCUAAUGGCUUGUCUGGGCUGGCAGAGGCCUCUGGGGAGAGCUUGGAGGGACCCUGGAGUAAGAGAUGCUUGCUAACCAGUGUGCCAUUUCCCUAAAGUAUGUAGCUGAAAGCUUGGUGACGAGAAAUUAGCAGAGGAGCCGGGUGAAAGCCGGCAGCAUAAGGAGGGAUUCCGCAUGAUCCUGAACCUGUUGGCUUUCCCCCUAGAUGUGGUGACCAACAUUUGGCCAUCUUUAAGGAGACGCUGGCUGCAACUGGAACCUUCAGAUGGGAAAUUCCUUCCCUGGCUGUGAAGCAUCCAUGCUGAGUGAUAGUGGAGCCACUGAGCCAGGCAGACAGAGCCUCUGUCAGUUCCCACCUCUUGGGGUGUUGACAGCAGGUCUGGGGUAGUUGGCCUGGCCUGGCUGCAACUCUGAGAGGCCUGGCUUGCUCUGAAGAUGAUGGUGUGGGGCUUCCCUCUUUAGGAAUAAUGGCGCUUGCAUGAGUGGGUUGCUGGGAGACUCUCUGACCUCUCAGCUCCAUCCUUAGCCCAGCCUCAGUCUUCUGAGGUCCUGAAUAAGGGGUCAGUGGCUCUUAGUUAGGUCAAGAAGUUCUUUGAGAGAUGAGGCUUGUUUUUCUUGCUGCAUCACUCUUCAAAUGGCCUCAAAAUCAAUCCUAGAUCUUGAGAAUGUCAUGGGCAGAUAAAAAAUAUCCUUAGGGUUAAACAGGGAGAUACCUUUUCUCCCCUAAAGCUGCUCAUUGGCCUUCUUAGUUCUUCCACCAAGUAUAUUAAUUUCAUAGUUCUUCCGUGUGCUGGCUGAAUAUCUAGGACAAGAGACAAUGGCUUGGAACUUUUGAUUGAUAAGGAACUGACUGGGGCAUAGGAGCAUGAGCUCAUGGCUGAAGUCCUGGCCAUGCACAGUCACUAAGAAGUAGUGUUCAUACAGGAGAAGGCUGUUCCUCCUUCUGAUCUGGCUUCACAUUUAAACAUGUUUUCCUUUUUCCUGCACCCAGGUAGGAAUUUGGGAGAGUACCAGGCACACACUAGUGCUCAAUAAAUAACGUUGAAUAAAAGGAUUCAGUGUCUGGGUAAAAUUUGUUGUUCAUUUUCCCAGUUGGACCCUCUCUUCUAUCUGGUAUAAUAAUGAUGAUGAUGACAAUGAUCUUGACAGAGAUAAUGCUUAUAAAGCACAUAUUUUUGUGCCCAGUACUAGUGUAAGCACUUUACAUAUGCUAACUAAUUUAUCAUGGCAACCUAUUAUCUCUAUUUUAUGGGCAAUAAAACUGAGCCACAGAAAAGUUUAUUAACUUGCCUAAGGUCAUGCAGCUAAGUGGUAGAACAGGAUCUUAUCUAGGUAGUCUGGCUUUUGUCUGAGUUCUUAACCAUACACUAUUCUCUUUCUUGAGAUUGCCAUAGGUGGAUUGAUUAAGCUCAUUCACUCAUUCAUUGUUUUAUGCAUUCAUUCAUUCAACAGACAUUUGUUGAAUGCCUACCAUAUUUCAGGCAAAGGGAUACAAUCAUGAACAAGACAGGUAAGAUUUGUCAUGGAGCUGAUAUUUUAUAGGUGAAGCCCCUCUGCCCAAUUCCUUGUGAGUCAGUCACACACAACUCAGAGAUGAGAAGGAAAUGAAUGGAUUUGUAUAGGCAAGCUCAUGCCUUGCUUUUGGGGAGAAGAGUGCUGUCUUUCUUGAUGAGACAUAAUUUGAUUCCAGCCCUUCCUGUCUUUUAGGGUCUGUAAGGGGCACUUGAGUGAUAAAAGUGAAUGCAGUCUGAUCUUUUGGGCAGAAGAAGCAGGCCUUGGGUCUGUCUGGUUAUUGUAGAUUGUCUUGAUGUCUACUCAAAAGGGAAAGAAGGCUUUGAGCUUGGGACUGGUGCUCUUCAGUCCAAGGAGAUAUCUAGGCCACAUGCAGCAGGGACAUGUUAGGCCCAAGGUGGAAUUGUGAGGUCCUGAGCAGAGCUUGCCCUCCUGAGACAGAGCUAUAGUUUUCCUAAACUGCCCAUGUUCUUGAGGGUCUCCUUUUGGCUCCAGCAGGACCUUUGGCCAUUGUUCUGAUCUGUGUCACCUUAGUGGGACUACUGCCUACCUCCAUAUGGACCGGAGGGAGUGUGUCUCACACUUGUAGCUGGGCCCCAGGAAGGCAGCUUUCUCUAGGUUGGAAAAUAAAGAUUCAAAGUGGAAGGUGUUUUCCAAAGCCCAUGCCACAGGCUAUUAAUAGGUAUUUUUCCUGUGACAACAGUGAUGGGACGGUCAAAUAAGUGUGUUGGGUUAAACAAAGUUAAGCAGCUUUCUUCAUUGCAAGACUUCUCAGAUGUUGAAUCUGCUAGUAGAAAUUUUGCAUGAAUCCUCAUAAGGGACUAUGCACUAUUUUCCAAGCCUUCUGAUAUCCUAUGUUUUAUAGAUUGCACUUUGGGAAAUGCUUGUUUAGAUUAAGGUAUCCAGGAUCUGGUUAAAGGUGCAGAAUAAAAUCCCCUGAACAUGCUGGACUCAGAUCCACGGGCUAAGAUGCCCAUUGCAGCCCCAUGGAACAACCCUAUUCCCCAAAACACCAGCAGAAGGAAUCAUUUACUAUCCCCCCUUCUGGCAGGACAGUACCGAGGGCUUGGAUUUUUUUUCCUUAUGCUGUAAGUCCAUUUAAUUAUUUAAUGAAUAAAUAUUACCCUCCCUCUAGGUUGCUUGUAGCCUGCUAGUUGCACUGUUUAUGAAACAGCUGUGAGGACAGGUGGAUCGUAAUCCCUGGGUAGCCAAAGCCCAGCGGCAGCCCGAGGAUCACAUGUCAACACUGUAAUCUGCUCUGUGCUCGCAGGAAUUAUGAUGUGCACUCAGUAAGGCACAACCUCACGACUGGACAUGAAGCAGUGACUCAGGCCCAAGUCAGGGCUACAGCUAGCCUCCCGCCGAGAUGCCGCGCCAGUUCCCCAAGCUGAACAUCUCGGAAGUGGAUGAGCAAGUCCGGCUCCUGGCCGAAAAGGUGUUUGCUAAAGUGCUGCGAGAAGAGGACAGCAAAGAUGCCCUGUCCCUGUUCACUGUCCCCGAGGACUGCCCCAUCGGGCAGAAGGAAGCCAAGGAGAGGGAGCUGCAGAAGGAGCUGGCAGAGCAGAAGUCUGUGGAGACCGCAAAAAGAAAGAAAAGUUUCAAGAUGAUUCGGUCCCAGUCCCUGUCUCUGCAAAUGCCGGCACAGCAAGAUUGGAAGGGCCCCCCGACGGCCAGUCCGGCCUUGUCUCCCACCACCCCUGUGCCCAUGGGAGCCACAGCCCAGCCCACGCCAGCACCCUAUGCCAUGCCCGAGUUCCAGCGGGUCACCAUCAGCGGAGAUUACUGUGCCGGGAUCACCCUGGAGGACUAUGAGCAGGCCGCCAAGAGCCUGGCCAAGGCCCUAGUGAUCCGGGAGAAGUACGCGCGGCUCGCCUACCACCGCUUUCCCAGGACCACGGCCCAGUACCUGGCACCUCGGCGGGCCGACACAGCCCCUCCGGAAGAGGGCCUUCCAGACUUCCAUCCGCCCCCGCUUCCCCAGGACGACCCUUACUGCCUGGACGAUGCACCCCCCAACCUGGACUACCUGGUCCGCAUGCAGGGGGGCAUCCUCUUUGUGUAUGAUAACAAGAAGAUGCUGGAGCGCCAGGAGCCCCACAGCCUGCCCUACCCUGACCUGGAGACCUACACGGUAGACAUGAGCCACAUCCUGGCUCUCAUCACUGACGGCCCCACGAAAACCUAUUGCCACCGGCGACUGAACUUUCUGGAAUCCAAGUUCAGCCUUCACGAGAUGUUAAAUGAAAUGUCCGAGUUCAAGGAGUUGAAGAGUAACCCCCACCGGGACUUCUACAACGUGAGAAAGGUGGACACGCACAUCCACGCGGCUGCUUGCAUGAACCAGAAGCACUUGCUACGCUUUAUCAAGCACACGUACCAGACGGAGCCCGACAGGAUUGUGGCUGAGAAGCGGGGCCGGAAGAUCUCGCUGCGGCAGGUGUUCGACAGCCUGCACAUGGACCCCUACGACCUCACCGUGGACUCGCUGGACGUCCACGCGGGCCGGCAGACGUUCCACCGCUUUGACAAGUUCAACUCCAAAUACAACCCUGUGGGUGCCAGUGAGCUGCGUGACCUAUAUUUGAAAACUGAGAACUACCUGGGAGGAGAGUACUUUGCUCGGAUGGUCAAGGAGGUGGCGCGGGAGCUGGAGGAGAGCAAGUACCAGUAUUCAGAGCCGCGGCUGUCCAUCUACGGCCGCAGUCCGGAGGAGUGGACCAGCCUGGCCCGCUGGUUCAUCCAGCACAAGGUUUACUCGCCCAACAUGCGCUGGAUCAUCCAGGUGCCUCGGAUCUAUGACAUAUUUAGGUCCAAGAAGCUGCUGCCAAGCUUUGGGAAGAUGCUGGAGAACAUCUUCCUGCCCCUUUUCCAGGCCACAAUCAACCCCCAAGAUCACCGGGAGCUUCACCUCUUCCUUAAAUAUGUGACAGGGUUUGACAGCGUGGAUGAUGAGUCCAAGCACAGUGACCACAUGUUCUCGGACAAGAGCCCCAGCCCAGACAUCUGGACCAGUGAGCAGAACCCGCCCUACAGCUACUACCUGUACUACAUGUAUGCCAACAUCAUGGUGCUCAACAACCUCCGCAGGGAACGCAGCCUGAGCACAUUCCUGUUCCGGCCACACUGUGGGGAGGCUGGCUCCAUCACCCACCUGGUGUCUGCCUUCCUAACUGCCGACAACAUCUCCCAUGGGCUACUCCUCAAGAAGAGUCCAGUAUUGCAGUAUCUCUACUACCUUGCUCAGAUCCCCAUUGCCAUGUCUCCUCUUAGCAACAACAGUCUGUUCCUUGAAUAUUCCAAGAACCCUCUGAGGGAAUUCCUGCACAAGGGACUACAUGUUUCUCUCUCCACGGAUGACCCCAUGCAGUUCCAUUACACGAAGGAAGCCCUUAUGGAAGAAUAUGCCAUUGCAGCCCAAGUGUGGAAGCUGAGCACGUGCGACCUGUGCGAGAUCGCCAGGAACAGCGUGCUGCAGAGCGGCCUCUCACAUCAGGAAAAGCAGAAGUUUCUGGGAAAAAAUUAUUAUAAAGAAGGACCUGAAGGAAAUGAUAUUCGAAAGACAAAUGUUGCUCAGAUCCGGAUGGCAUUCCGACAUGAGACCUUAUGCAAUGAGCUUAGCUUUCUGUCUGAUGCAAUGAAAUCAGAAGAGAUCACAGCAUUGACCAAAUAGGUCCAGCACUCAAACAUGCAUUUUAACUUUUUGGUUUAAUUUCAAGUCUCCUGUGGCUAUUAGUGGUCAAGAUACCAAACUAGGCCUUUCCUCCAGCAAGAGGAUGCCUCUGAAGAAAUUUCAAACUGGUAAAUCUGGUCACAUUGUUCACUGUAAGAUCUCACAUGCCCAUAGUUCUGUUAAUAUUUCUGAGUAAUGGAUGGUGACUUCUCCUUAGGGAUCUGGGAGCUGGGCACUUGUCUAUACUUGUUCAUAAUUUUCCAAAUAUUUCUCUUGAAACCACCAGUGCUCGAUUUGUUGGGGCCAGGAUUUUCCAUGGUCAAAUGCCAACUGACAUAAGAGGUCUGUGUAGUUUUGCCAUACUCCUCUCUACAGGCCCUGUGGGUUAACAUUGGUAGUUGUUCAUUUCAGCCUCUGGCUGGCUGCCUUAAACAAAAUCAAUUUCAAAGCUCCAUUUCACAAGGGGGCCACUUUGAGAGAGUUAAAAUAGAAGGCUUCCAUCUUGACAA